Molecule: messenger RNA, 318 nt
Organism: Glarea lozoyensis ATCC 20868
Lineage: Eukaryota; Fungi; Ascomycota; Leotiomycetes; Helotiales; Helotiaceae
Exons: 1
Coding region: 1-318 (105 amino acids)
Source: RefSeq, a predicted model, not a curated record
AUGUCGAACUCGGCCAGAAAAAUCCCAAAAAUCAAGUUUCCACUAUUCGUCCCCGGCGACGAGUAUCACGAAUACCCAAAUGCAUUGGAAUUUGAACUCGGCAAAAGACUCCCAUCUACCGCAGACUCUUUUGAGAGAUCUGAGGACAAGGAUCACACGCUAGUACAUGAGACUGAAGCAGCACAAAAGAAUACUAACCCGAGACAAGGAAAGGACGAGAACGACAAAGUGGUAGAACACGGCAACCAAGCAAUCUGGCCCAAAAAUGAGGCGGGUGGUCGUGACGCUCGUAGAAGGUCUCUGCUGGGUAAAGACUAA